This is a messenger RNA of Macroventuria anomochaeta, 1497 nucleotides long. RefSeq lists its product as uncharacterized. NCBI's taxonomy places the organism in Eukaryota, Fungi, Ascomycota, Dothideomycetes, Pleosporales, Didymellaceae. The record is from RefSeq and is a predicted model, not a curated record. The transcript is spliced from 2 exons. The coding region runs from base 1 to 1497 and encodes 498 amino acids.
AUGGCUGCCAUGACCGAUGCGGAUGCUGCUCAGUGGCCAGGCGAUAUUUUGGCUCGUAGAGACUCCUUGAGCAUUAGCGAAGGAAGUUCUGGAGGAGAGACAGCCGUCGACACUACUCUACGCACCUCAAUAAUUGAUGCCUUUAGGAGAACGCGAGAGCGUUCCGACUCGCCGCGACCAUUACGUCAGACUCCUUAUUUAUUGCAGCCGGCUAGCCGUGAUCGAAACGAGCUGCAGCGCUCCAUGGGAUCAGCACUUUCAGGCAAAGAUUACCGUGAUCAAAUAUCCCGAAUUGCAACGCGUACGAACAUUGUUCAUCAUCCCUCUUUGGAGUCAUACAUUCAUAACACGACAGCUCAUACGCCACAAGAAGCGACGCAGACAACCUUGCCCUCCCAAUUUCUCUCUAUUGUUCCAAGGGUAGUCGCUGGACCGUCGUCCGAACCCUCAAUCUGGAGUCUUAUCCACAGCGAAGCCGAUAUACCUGUUGCCAAUGUGAGCGAUCAAGUCCCAGUCACGGCCUCUAAGAACGUAUCAACGCCUUUGGCCACUCAAUUUACAAUUGCCCCUGCGAAAUUGGCGGUCAAUUUAGAUACAAGUGACACAGGUUCCAGCGCUUCACCACGAUUCAUCUCCCGUUUGAGACGCAGACUUGGGGAAGCCUCUCUGGGGCUCAAGGCUACCCACUUGGGGCGGUUGAUGAAUUGCUCCGACUCGAGACAGUUGGGCGCAAACAAGCGCGGCAAACAGCCAGCUUUUGAUUCAACGCUAGCACCCGAUGGCCGACCAUCGCAAGUGUUGAUUAUGUCGGAACAGAAAGAGGUGGUAUUAGGCCAGACCCCAGAUCAUGCAGAACGGAAUAGAAUGAAUGUGAGCGCCCGAGCCUUCCACCAUGUAGAAGUUCCUGAUCUGACGGAUGUUGACCAGGAGGUCGUCACGAUGAAUACUGAGCAACGAGUCGAACUAGACAGGACCGCUACAAGGGGGUUCGUCAUUCUCUCAAGCGAUGGAACCGCAAUAACCGACUUUGCAGGCCAUGCAACAUCCAACGGUGCAGAUGAUAGAGUUGCUUUUCGUGACGAGGACCAGGAACACAUCUCGGAAUGUUUUGCUCGUGGUUCACUACUUGCUGGUGUCGGAAUUGAAUUUGGUCCAUACAAUCACUUCGAUACCAUCCAACGCAAUGAUCCUGGCUUCGAUCGUCAAUUAUUCAUAACGUCUAGUUCACGCGUUUCGGAGGCGAAUACUGUUGUAGAAGGACGAGCGUUUGCUCCACCAGAUCUUAUGAGAGAAGCACUACUUCAAGAACUCGGCCAUCAGGCUAAGCACGUACUUCCUUCAUGGACAAUGACACGCAGAACUGUGUACAUACAUAUACCCACAGAGGCGAUUGGUGGUUCUCACUCGACUCCGCUGUCCGGCUUUCACAGUACGGGGAAAGUGUUGCCACUUGCCCUCGCAUCGUCAGCCUUCGCCGAAGUAGCAGUGGUCGUAUAG